AUGCGCCUCCAGCAGCUCGCAGCGCUGCUGGCGCUGUCGCAGGCGCUCGUCGCGCCGCCGCAGCGCCGCGCAACCGCGCCGACGCGCCGCGCGACCGCGCCGAGCCGCUUGGCGACGACCGUUUUGGAAGAAGAGGCCGACGAGGAGGUGGCCAGCGGCGAGUUCGUCUGGCGCGUCGAGGCCGAGGCGAUCCUCGGCGGCUCGGCGCCCGGCGCCUUCGUCGAGUCGGCGCCCUUCGCGCUCUGCGGCCACGACUGGACGCUGCGCGUCUACCCCGAGGGCCUGUCGCCGCGGCGCCGCGGCCGCUGCGGCGUCUACCUCCGCUACGGCGCCGAGGACGUCGGCGACGCCGUCGACGCGGCCUUCGAGCUGCGGCUCGGGGGCGCCGGCGGCCCGACCUUCAACACGGGCAUCACCUUCGUGCACCCGCUCGCCGCGGGCGUGCUCGACGGCGAGGCCACGGACUGGGGCGGCCACCUCUGCUCGUCCGAGGACGCGCGGGGCCUCGUCGGCGACGACGGAUUUUUGGACGUGUCCGUGGACGUGGCCGUCUUCGCGAGCUCGAAGUGGGCCGCGGGCGCCGGGCGCAGAUUCUCGACGUUCCGGCUGCCGCGGCGCGCCGAGGCGCUCGCGCGGCGCGUCGACUCGGGCCUGCCGCUCGUGCUCUGCCGCCUGCCGCGGCUCGUGCGCGCGGCCUUCGCGGCGCCCGACGCGGUGCGGAACGGCCUGCGCGUGGGCAACGUCGUCGUGCCCGUGCUCGCGGGGAGCCCCGAGGCGAGCGAGCGCGGCGCGGCGCCGCUCGGCGCCGACGGCCUCCCGAAACCGCCGACGUCGACGGCCGAGUACCGCGCGCUGCUCGCGCAGACGGCCUUCAUGCUCGCGGCGGGCCGCGAGGCCUGGGGCCAGCGGGUCGGCGACGACGGCGCGCGCGCGACGCUCGGCGCGGCGGGCGUGCUGCCGGGCGCGGACUACCGCGUCGUGGGAAUCACGCGCGCGGACGGGUCGCGGGCCCGGCGGCUGCGGCCGGGCGAGGGCCGCGGCGCCACCGUCGAGCUCUACCCCAUCUUCGAGGACCGCUUCCGCGGCGCGCCGGACGGCGGCUGGCCCGCGUCGCUGCCGCUCGGCGGCGACGACGUCGCGCUGCUGACGCAGCCGGGCUUCGCGGCGGCGACGGCGACGGCGGCCGCGUCCUUCGCGGCGACCUUCGCGGCCGCGGCGCUCUUCUUCUCCAACUGCUUCUCGCUGACGUAUAUUCCCACGAACUCCAUGGUCCCCACGCUCCAGCCCGGCGACGUCGUGCUCCAGGACCGCUUCUUCACGGGCACGGGCUUCGGGCCCUUCUUCAUCCCCCCCAAACGCGGCGACCUCGUCUUCUUCGAGCCGCCGCCGGCGCUCCGGGCCCUCGUCGAGACGGCGGGGGGCGGCGGCCUCGACAGCCGCCAGUUCGUGAAGCGCGUCGCCGCGGUCGAGGGCGACAGCGUCCGCGUGUCCAAGGCCGGCGGCGUCGAGGUCCGCGGCGUCCCCCGCCCGGGCAAGUGCCCGCCCAAGGUCGGCCGCCAGCCCGAGUUCGUCGAGGCCAAGGGGCGCGUGCCCCGCGGCACGCUCUACGUCCUCGGCGACUGCCCGGCCGCGUCCGUGGACUCGCGGUCCUGGGGCGCGCUCCCCGUGGACCUCGUCACGGGCCGGCCCAUCCUCAAACGUCUACACACACACACACACAUGGGGCGAUUCGUCCUCUUGCUCCUCGCGGCGACGGCGUCGGCCUUCGCGCCCGUGCGGCGGCUCCCGUCGCCCGCGCUGCCCGUCGCCGGGCGGUCCGCGCCGGCGCUCCGCCUCGACGCCGCGGCGCAGCGCCGCUUCGAGGGCGUCCUGGGCCGCGUCGUCGGCGCCGGCCCGGCGCGGGGCCCGCUGCGGCGCCUGGCCGCGGCCGUCGCGCGGCGGCGCGGCCCCCUCACGACGUUCCUCGGCCGCGUCGUCCGCGUCGCCCUGCGGUCCCUCCUCUGGGGCGCCGUCGUCGCGCCCGUGGUCGCGAACGCGCACCCGGCGUUGGCGUACGUCGGCUACGGCCGCGAGGAGGUGGACGUGCUGCGGUCCGAGAGCGGGUCCAUGGGGUUCGUCAUCCCGCUGUCCAUCGCGGGCGUCAUCGUGACGACCAUGCGCCAGGGCCAGCGGAGCAAGAAGGAGGUCAAGCGCAUCAAGAAGGCGUACAAGAAGGUGCAGGAGGAGGAGGCCGAGUACCUCAAGGUCGACGGCGAGGCCGAGAGCGACGCCGACAUCAUGGCCCAGCUCCGGAACCGCACGACCACCAUGGCCGAGGAGGAGGCCGCCGCCGAGGCCGCGGCGAACGCGCCGCCGGAGCCCGAGGCGCCGCCGCCGCCGGUCAAGCCCAAGCGCAUGACCAUGGCCGAGAAGAUCAAGGCCCGCGAGGCCGCCCUCGGCCAGAACCGCACGAAGCUCGGCUAG
This is a messenger RNA of Aureococcus anophagefferens, 2463 nucleotides long. RefSeq lists its product as hypothetical. Bases 1 to 2463 code for a protein of 820 amino acids. The record is from RefSeq and is a predicted model, not a curated record. Gene Ontology annotation, cellular component: chloroplast thylakoid membrane. Gene Ontology annotation, biological process: thylakoid membrane organization. NCBI's taxonomy places the organism in Eukaryota, Pelagophyceae, Pelagomonadales, Pelagomonadaceae. The transcript is spliced from 2 exons. Gene Ontology annotation, molecular function: serine-type endopeptidase activity; protein binding.